AUGAAACCAAUAUCAAAAAAUAAUAAAUCCUCUCAUUUAAAAACAAUUGUCAAGAAUUAUCAAAAACCAUGUCCUCCUCGCCAAACUAAAUUUCUAGAUUUUAGUGAGGUUCUUAAGAACCCUCCGGUCGAAGGAAAUGCAAGACUUAAAAAAAGAGGAACAGCAACUAAACCGAUUGUUAUCCAAGACACAUUCGAGUUACAACAAAUUAGAGCGCAACAACAACAAAAAGCAAAAAUGGAGGCUGAAAAAAGGCUUAAGCCAAAUGUUAAAAAUCUCUACAAAAAAGUGUUGUCUUGGGACUUAAAUUCAUCUGGCGAUUUCCCUCCUAAUAUGGACAAAAGAAAAUUCAAGGAUAUACCUGAUAUAUUUAAAUCUACUGAAGAAUACUUGAAUAUAUUUCAACCAUUAUUGAUAUUGGAAUGUUGGCAGAAUUUUCUCAAUGCAAAAGAUGAAAUGGAUGAAAAUGAUUCGUUUACUUUUGUUGUUGAUACCUAUUUAGCUAAUGAUAUCAAGGAAAUUCGACGUGAAUUAAUAUCAUCAAGUAGAUGGAAAGUCAUAAAAGUGUCAAGUUUAACACCUGCUGUACGUGAAUAUUCUGCUUUAAUUGGGUUACCAUAUUAUCACUGGCGUGAUUUCAUUUUGAACCCAAAAAAAUUAACAUCAAUGCUUAAAGUGCCAUCUGGCAACAUAAAUAAAUAUAUGGAGAAUUAUCAUAUUAAUAUAUCACAAGCUGAGGCAGUUUGGAAAGUUGUAAAUCAAGAAAAAGGGAUUACACUUAUUCAAGGACCACCAGGAACAGGAAAGACCUCAACAAUUGUUAGUAUGGUUAGUGAAUUAAGAAAUAUUUCUAGAAACUUCAAAUCUCGUGUUCUGGUUUGCGCUCCAAGUAAUGCGGCAGUAGAUGAAUUGGAAAAACGAUUUAAACAAGGUAUAAACAAUAGACGGGGCGAUUUGAUCCAAACUAAAUCAAUGAAUGAUGAUGUCUCUCAAUUGUCUUCUUUGAAAGCAAAAUCAAAUCGUUUGAAAGAUGAGAAAAAAUACAUUAGUGAUGAGUUGACAAAAUUAAUUGCUACAAACAGUAAAUCAGAAAAAUAUGAUAUAUAUAGAACUUGGACUAGCAAAGAAGAUUUGUAUGAUGCAGAUAUUGUAUGUGCUACAUUGGCUGGAAGUGGCCAUGAAAGACUUUUGAAUAUGGCCAAUGACUUUGAGACUGUGAUAAUUGAUGAAGCAGCACAAUCAAUUGAAUUAUCUAGUUUAAUUCCAUUAAAGUACAAUCCUAAAAGAUGCGUAAUAAUUGGAGAUCCUAAUCAAUUGCCUCCAACAGUUCUUUCUCAAAAAGCAACAGAAUUCUCAUAUGACCAAAGUCUCUUUCUUAGAUUUCAAAAGCUUGUGCCUGAAUGUAUACAUCUUUUAAAUACACAAUAUAGAAUGCAUCCUGAUAUAAGUAAAUUUCCUAGUGACUUGUUCUAUAAUUCUGAACUAAAAGACGCAGAUGACUUAUCUGAAAAAAAAACACAGCCAUGGCAUGGAAACAAAUUUUUUGGCCCUUAUAGAUUCUUUGAUAUACAAGGCUCAAUGGGAUAUGAUAAAAGUUCAAUAUAUAAUAGAAAAGAAGCUCACAUUAUAUUACAAUUAUUUAAUAUGUUGGUCAAAGAAUAUCCAGGUGUUGAUUUUAAGGGAAAGGUAGGUAUUAUUUCUCCAUACAAACGACAAGUAUCUGAGCUCAAGAGACUUUUUAAAUCAAGACUUCCACAUGACUCAUAUUUAUCAAUAGAUUUUAAUACUGUUGAUGGUUUUCAAGGGAGAGAAAAGGAUAUUAUAAUAUUAUCAUGUGUUCGUGCUGGCGAUGCAAAAAGUAUAGGAUUUUUAAAAGACUUGAGAAGAAUGAAUGUUUCAUUAACACGAGCCAAAAGUUCAUUAUUUAUUGUUGGAGAUUCAAAAUCUUUAGAAACUAAUGAAAACUGGAACAAACUAGUUUUAGAUGCGAAGGAGAGAAAUUUAUUUACAAAUUGCUCAGAUAUCGAAUAUUGUAAUUUUUUUAAUUUAUUUGGUGGAGUUGGUGGUACUAGUGCAACAGAAACUACAAUGCAAGCAACAUCACCGUCGUCGACAACAAUAUCAUUACCAACUUUUUCUUCAUCAAAAAGAUUUUCAACAAGUUUCUCUUAUAAACAAUUUUAUCAAAAAAUUUUAAAAUCUAAAAUGGCAAGUACAGAUGACAAACAAUCAAAAAUACUUACCUAUGAAACAAUUAAUUCUCACGUUAGGAAGGCAGAAUAUGCUGUUCGUGGAGAAUUAGCAAUUCGUGCUGAUAAUAUUAAACAAGAAUUAUCCAAAAAAUCCAAUAGAUAUGAUUUCAGUGAAAUUGUUAUUUCUUUGUUGGAAUACCCUACUCUUUUAUUACCAGAAAAUUGGAAUAUAGCUAAGCAAUUGUAUCCUUUGGACGCAAUCGAACGAGCAAAAUUAUUAUCAAAACAUAUAAAAAGUGUAGGCGCCUACUCUCAUUCUCAAGGUGUAUUACACAUAAGACAAAAUGUCGCUAAAUUUAUAGAAGAGCGUGAUGGAUAUCCAACAGAUCCAAAUAACAUUUUCCUUACUCAAGGCGCAUCUAUAGCGAUUCAACAUGUACUUCAGCUUAUAAUAUCAAAUGAUAAUGUCGGUAUUAUGAUUCCUAUUCCUCAAUAUCCACUCUAUACUGCCACACUAUCAUUAUUUAAUGGUAAUCCAGUCCCUUACUAUUUGGAUGAAGAUAAUGGUUGGAAGUUAGACAUCAAAGAGUUAGAUGAAUCAUUCGUAGAAGCCAAGAAAAAAGGAUUAGAUGUUAGAGCACUUGUGAUAAUAAAUCCUGGCAAUCCAACGGGUCAAUGUCUUUCUGAGGAUAACAUUAAAGAAAUCAUCGAGUUUUGUCAUAGUAAAAGAAUAGUUAUUUUGGCUGAUGAAGUCUACCAGGCAAACAUCUAUCAACCUGCCGAAAGACCAUUCCGAUCUUUCAAAAAAGUUCUCAAAUCAAUGGGAAAAGAUUAUGAAAAUUUUGAAUUGUUUUCUUUCCACUCUAUCUCAAAAGGUGUUAUUGGUGAGUGUGGUAAACGUGGUGGAUAUUAUGAAUGUACUGGCAUCAAUAAAAAUGUGAUUGAUCAACUUUACAAGGUUGCUUCUAUUAGUCUUUGUCCGAAUAUUAGUGGUCAGAUUAUGGUGGAUUUGAUGGUUAAUCCCCCAAAGAUAGGUGAUGAAAGCUAUCCGACGUAUAAACAAGAAACAGAAGCUAUUUACGAAAGUUUGAAAAGGCGUAGUCAAAAAUUGUGUGAUUUGUUUAAUAAAUUAGAAGGUGUAACGUGUAAUAGUGCUCAGGGAUCGAUGUAUCUUUUCCCAAGAAUUAAACUUCCACCAAAAGCAAUAAAGAUGGCAAAAGAAUUGGGUAAACAACCUGAUGAACUUUAUUGUUUUGAGAUGCUUGAGGCAACAGGUGUCUGUGUAAUACCUGGCAACGGUUUUAGACAAAAAGAGGACACUUGGCAUUUUCGUAGUACUUUUCUUCCACCAGAAGAAUUGUUUGAUGGAUUUUGUAAAAAAUUAGAAGAAUUUCAUAAAUCAUUUCUUUUAAAAUAUAGUG
Messenger RNA from Entrophospora candida, 3613 nucleotides. Lineage: Eukaryota; Fungi; Glomeromycota; Glomeromycetes; Entrophosporales; Entrophosporaceae. The record is from the annotation of a GenBank genome assembly.